GCGCCUGACGCGGGCCGGGGACCCAGGAAGGCGCCGGGCGUGCGAAGUUGGUCUCCUUAGUCCUGGUCUCUGCCCCCUUUAGUUUAAAAGCCUGCGUCUCCACGGAAAGGAGGCUGGAGAUAGGGGUUCAGGCCGACUCUCUGCAGCCACGAGCUGGGACCUGAGGGUGCCGGGCCGCCUUCCUCCAUGGCCGUGGCGCGAUUCUGGGUCUGCGCCGCCGCUGCCGGCUUCUUUCUCGGCUUCCUGGUUUUACAUUCGCGUUUCUGUGACUCUCCAGUUUUGAGAAACUUUGCUUUUCAAAUUUCCUGGAAAACUGAGAGAAUUCUUUACCGGCUGGAUGUGGAUUGGCCUAAGCAAUCAGAGUAUUUCACUGGAGCCACAUUUUGUGUUGGAGUUGACUCCCUCAAUGGAUUGGUUUACAUAGCACAAAGAGGGAAUAACAUCCCAAAGGUAUUAGUGUUUGCAGAGGAUGGAUAUUUCCUACGAUCCUGGAAUUAUACAGUUGACACACCUCACGGUAUGUUUGCAGCCAGUACACUACCCGAACACUCCAUCUGGAUCACGGAUGUAGGAAGUGGAUCCUAUGGUCAUACUGUUAAAAAAUACAAUUCCUUUGGUGACCUUGUUCAAAUCUUGGGUACCCCAGGCAAAAAAGGCACUGGUUUGAACCCCCUGCAGUUUGACAAUCCCGCAGAAUUGUAUGUAGAGGACACAGGAGAUAUUUACAUUGUGGAUGGAGACGGAGGGCUGAAUAAUAGAUUGAUCAAACUGUCCCAAGAUUUCAUGAUCCUUUGGCUGCAUGGAGAAAAUGGGACAGGACCUGCUAAGUUCAACAAACCUCAUAGCAUUACAGUUGAUUCAGCUGGUCGGGUGUGGGUUGCUGACCGAGGAAAUAAAAGAAUUCAAGUAUUUGAUAAAGACACUGGAGAGUGGUUAGGAGCAUGGAGUAGGUGUUUCACAGAGGAGGGGCCUUCUUCAGUCAGAUUCACUCCUGAUGGGAAGUACUUGAUUGUGGCCCAGCUGAAUCUGAGCAAGCUUUCAAUCCUCGCUGCACCCCCGGUGGGAAGCAUUGGGGACUGCUCCGUGAUCAGCACCAUCCAACUAGCAGAUGAAGUUUUACCGCAUCUCUUAGAAGUUGAUAGAAAGACUGGAGCAAUCUACGUAGCAGAAAUUGGAGCAAAACAAGUACAAAAAUAUGUCCCUUUGAGUAGCUACCUUUCUUCAUUUGGUUCCUAGUGGGAACCAAACAUUACAGGUAUUUCAGGUGCCAGUUCUGAGUUUCAGAUUCAUUAAGUACUUGAAAAUGAUGUUGAGCACAAGAAUUUGUUUUUCUUUACCUAGUUUAGUAUCAGAAAGAUUUGUUUUUAUAUCAUUAAGUACCAUAAAUUUUGUUGCCAUUCUUGGGACUUAGUUUUACUUAUAAGUGCACAGAGAUAUUUUCAUGAGAAGAAUGAAACUUUUAAAAAUUGGGUUGGAAAAAGUGACUAGUGUCAUAACGUCAUUGUUUUCCCUGGUAGACUAAUUCUCCAUGGGUAAAAAGAAGAACAAAAACAAGUUUGUAGGAUAAUUUAUUAAAUUGAGAGAUAUAAGAAAGGUGAGCUAUUGAUUAAUUUGAGUACCCACAGAGUGCUGGGGCCUCAGCAUUCAGAAAUGAAGAACAGAGCUGCCUGCCUUCUGAGUAGCUUGCAGUCCAGUGGGGAGGAGGCGGGCAUGCAGUGGCAGCGUGCUGGUGUUGGGGGUCUUUUGCAAGGAGGAGCACCACGUCUGACUGAGCGGUUCAUAGAGUCUUGGAGGAGAAAUGAAUUUGAGUCGGAGCUGGACAGCUCUGAGCUUGCGGAUGAGCUUGCUGUGGUCCAAGUAGAGAAGGGACAAAAAAAUGGGAAACUUGCUGUAACCCUUGGUAGUUUUGGGGCUUUUUCAAAAGUCCAACUUGGCUUUUGUUCCUUAGCUGUAAGAUACUUGAUGUCUGUCAGCCCUUAAAGAUGGGACUGAAAUGGCUGGCAGCUAAGCACUUUACUGAAAGAGGUUUUUGCAUAUGCCUUGAGUGUUUUUAAAGGUGGAAUUCAAAAGGGACCUCUCCUCCGUGCUCCCUUCUUUUUUUUUUUUUUCUUUUUCUUCUUUUAAACAUGAACUUAAUUCUUCCCUGGUGCUUGUCUACCUCACAGAAGUUCCAGGAGAACUAAUUCGGUGGGGCUGUGCCAAACAUUUUGAGCUGUUCAGAAAGGCGACUGCUUUCCUGCCUUCCUUUCUGUAUUUCAUUUCCCCCCUUUGUUGUGAGUAUGUUGGCUUCCCAACCAAGAUAUUUUUUUUUUUCAGUUUGCUUUUAUUUACUGUGCGUUUUGGUGGAAGCUCGCCACGUUCUGAUCUUUCAGAUCACUCUUCCCCUUCCUCCUGUAGCUUCCCUCUUUUCACGUGUUACUGUAAAUCCCCAGCCUGUAAUAAACCUGGAGCUGACCGUGCUCGUUGCUGGAGCACUCUCUCUACCCGAAGGAACUUGCACUUGUUUUGAUGCUUGGAUUAUAUCAUUUGAUGUAGUUAGAAAGGUAAUUCUACCAACAUGAAACCCCAUCCUGUAUCCUAAGCCAUUGAUACAUAUGUUGGUGCCAGUCAUCAGACUCCAUGACCUUGAAUGAGUCACCUUAGUCCUCGUUCAGUUAGACGGGAACAUUGCUGCCUUUCCUCCUUCACGAGGCUGUGAGGAUCAGACGCGCGACAGAGACGUACCCUUGGAUAUCUGGCUAUAGCUCUGAGUGAGUUAGAGGCGUUUUAUUAACAAAGGUUCCAAAUGUGCUGUUUACCUGAUACCAACUACAAGGUUUGCCUUAAUUUUGUGUUUAUAUCCUCUUAUCAAAACAUUUUCUAAUGGACUUUUUGCAGUUUACCUACUAUGGUCAACUGAUGUGAAUGAAAGAAGGUCUUUUAGGGUGGGUUGAUUUGCUUUUGAGCCAGGACAAGAAGUGCAAAUGCCUCUCUGAAGGAAUUUAGGUUAGGUCAACUGAGUUUAUCAUUUCUGAAAUGUUUUAUUUAACUUUGUUUUAUACCAGAUUCCUAUAAACCCUACUGCAAAUAGUAUUUCUGUGUAUCUUGCUAAAACUUGUGUUUAUUUUAUUAGCAUACUUGCAAUCAUAGAUUUCACUUUUUUCUUUUGAUUAGUAGAUUAAAUGAAUGAUAGAUGUGUUUUCUACUGAAAAAUAGAAAUUAAAUUAUUGUAUUAAAAAAGACAGUAUCAUCUGGCUCCCCAAUUAAAGUUUGAUUUUAAUGUCAUAAAAGCAGUUUAUGACUUUUUAUUCCAUUAAAGAUUUACAACGAUCAUGAAAUCACAAGUUGGUGCU
Molecule: messenger RNA, 3332 nt
Organism: Nycticebus coucang (slow loris)
Lineage: Eukaryota; Metazoa; Chordata; Mammalia; Primates; Lorisidae
Gene: NHLRC3
Product: NHL repeat containing 3
Exons: 7
Coding region: 187-1236 (349 amino acids)
Biological process (GO): proteasome-mediated ubiquitin-dependent protein catabolic process; negative regulation of translation; protein polyubiquitination
Molecular function (GO): ubiquitin protein ligase activity; protein binding; translation repressor activity
Source: RefSeq, a predicted model, not a curated record